CCAACCAUCUUCGAAAUGCGGCCCAUGACGAGCCCACCUCUCCUCUCGCCCUCCUCCUCCUCCUCCCGUCUCCUCCUCCUCCGCCUCCUCCUCUCCCGCCGCCGGAGCCCCGCCUCGCGCUCCCCUCCUCCUCCCCUCCGCCGCCGCCUCCCUCUCCUCGCUGCCUCCAUGUCCUCCUCCUCCUCCACCGCCGCCACCAGAAACCCCGGCUCCGUCGUCGCCGACGCCGACGGCCUCGCCCGCAAGGUCGCCGCCAUCCGCGCCGCCGGCCCCGCUAAGCUCCAGGUCAUCGCGGACUUCGACGGCACGCUCACGCGGUACUGGUACGACGGCUCCCGCGGCCAGAGCAGCCAUGGGUUGCUGAGGCAGGGGAACGAGGAGUACGACGCCAAGAGGGAGGAGCUGUUCGAGCACUACCACCCCAUCGAGAUCUGCCCCGACAUCCCGCUCCCCGAGAAGGCCAAGCUCAUGGAAGAAUGGUGGGAGAAGACACAUGCUCUCCUUAUCGAAGGUGGACUUACAUAUGAAGCUAUAAGGCAAUCUGUGGCUGAUGCUAAAAUCACUUUUAGAGAUGGAGUGGUGAAGCUCUUUGAGUUCUUGGAGGAGAGAGAUAUUCCAGUAUUAGUAUUUUCUGCUGGACUUGCAGACAUAAUUGAGGAGGUCUUCCGGCAGAAACUCCACAGAUCAUUCAAGAACAUUAAGGUUGUGUCCAACAGGAUGGUCUUCAAUGAAGAAGGUCGUCUUGUUUCAUUUAAAGGAAAGACUAUUCAUGUUCUAAACAAAAAUGAGCAUGCCUUGGACAUGGCAGCUCCAGUGCAUGACAAUUUGGGUGAUCCAAAUGGAUAUACUGAUGACUAUUCGUUGGUGAAGAAGAGGACCAAUGUGCUUCUCCUUGGAGAUCACAUUGGCGACCUUGGAAUGUCUGAUGGUCUAAACUAUGAAAACAGGAUUGCUGUUGGAUUUCUGAACAACAACAUCGAGAAAUCUCUAAAAGAUUACUCCGAGGCAUUUGAUAUUGUCUACUUGAAUGACGCGCCAAUGGUGGGAGUUGUUGAGCUUGUAUCUGAACUAUGUCCUUAACCAAAUGAUGUUUUGCUGAGCUUAGAAGCCGCAUCCGCCUCCCGCUCUUGCUGAAAUCUGGGAAUCCUAUUCCCCACUUCACUAACCGGCUGGGUUUGUUCAAUAAGAAGCAAUUUUGUACAGGCUUGACAUCAAGCAAGCCAAGCAGCCUUUUGAACCAAUAUCUCCUUAAGCCAAUCCAAACUUGUAUGAAGUCCAGAACACAUUUGUGAAAUGGAAUUUCAAAUUUGGUUUUGGUCCUCAGAAA
Molecule: messenger RNA, 1327 nt
Organism: Oryza sativa Japonica Group (Japanese rice)
Lineage: Eukaryota; Viridiplantae; Streptophyta; Magnoliopsida; Poales; Poaceae
Cellular component (GO): cytoplasm
Molecular function (GO): magnesium ion binding; 5'-nucleotidase activity
Source: RefSeq, a predicted model, not a curated record